Molecule: messenger RNA, 675 nt
Organism: Bombina bombina (fire-bellied toad)
Lineage: Eukaryota; Metazoa; Chordata; Amphibia; Anura; Bombinatoridae
Gene: MPC2
Product: mitochondrial pyruvate carrier 2
Exons: 5
Coding region: 96-494 (132 amino acids)
Biological process (GO): pyruvate import into mitochondria
Cellular component (GO): mitochondrial inner membrane
Molecular function (GO): pyruvate transmembrane transporter activity
Source: RefSeq, a predicted model, not a curated record
CUUUAGUCCUUGGCGUGCCUGUGUGUACUUCCUUUGAGGUAAAAGCUACCGGUUGUCCUACCAGUUCUUACAUCCAAAGGAUCGCGACUGCAGAGAUGGCGGCGGCAUUGGGGUUAAGAGCUUCGUACCACCGGGCACUGGAUAGGGUAGAGUUGAUGCUCCCUGCCAAGCUAAGGCCAUUUUAUAACCACCCUGCAGGACCCAAAACCGUGUUUUUCUGGGCACCUAUAAUGAAAUGGGGUUUGGUGCUCGCAGGAUUAGCAGAUAUGACUAGACCAGCAGAUAAACUAAGCCCAGCACAGUCUGGGGUCCUUAUGGCAACAGGUCUCAUCUGGUCUCGUUAUUCCCUUGUGAUUAUCCCUAAAAACUGGUCUCUGUUUGCAGUAAACUUCUUUGUUGGUUGUGCAGGAGGCUCCCAACUUCUUAGAAUAUGGAGGUAUAACCAGCAGCUCAAAGCAGAAGGUGCUGCAGAUCAAGAACAAUUGAAACCUUAAUCCAUUUUUUUAACUGUUUAUGUGGAAAACAAGCUUUUAACUAGCAAAUAGUUUCUAAGAAAUGGACAUUAACACAAAAACAUUUUACCAAGUGUUAUAUUAAACCUAUCUGUUAAUUAAAAUUGUAUUCUUUGAAUCUAUUUUGUUGAAAAAUUCAAUAAAGUUUAAAAUAUGGAUAUUA